Messenger RNA from Andrographis paniculata, 1222 nucleotides. Its product is annotated as probable WRKY transcription factor 41. Gene Ontology annotation, biological process: regulation of DNA-templated transcription. The record is from RefSeq and is a predicted model, not a curated record. The transcript has 3 exons. Gene Ontology annotation, cellular component: nucleus. Gene Ontology annotation, molecular function: transcription cis-regulatory region binding; DNA-binding transcription factor activity. Lineage: Eukaryota; Viridiplantae; Streptophyta; Magnoliopsida; Lamiales; Acanthaceae. Bases 66 to 1082 code for a protein of 338 amino acids.
CAAAACCCCAAUUCACCAUUAAUCCCCACAAAAAACACACACAUGAACAAACAGGCAGAAAAAAAAUGGAAGAAGGAUCAUUAAUGGAGGAGAAAAGAAAUGUUACCUGGGAAUACAUGUCGCUAAUCAACGAACUCAAUCAGGGCAUGGAGAAGGCCAAGCAGCUUCGUUUCCAUAUCUGCCUCGCUUCCGAUUCCGAUUCCGACUCCGAAUCCGACGCCUUGCGUCUUCUCCAGAGGAUAAUCUCCUCCUUCGACAAGGCCUUCGCCAUUCUUAAAUCGAAGUCGUCUGCAAGAGGUCUGCGAUUACCUUCCGAGGCUACGAGCGAUGAACUCAACAGAACAGAUUGUCGCGAUCAUGGCGCAGCUAAGAAAAGAAAGCUCCAGACUACAUGGACACAACAAGUGAGAGUUAGCUCGGAUAAUGGACUCGAAGGACCUGCCGACGACGGAUAUAGUUGGCGAAAAUACGGGCAGAAGGAUAUCCUCGGUGCUAAAUAUCCGAGGAGCUAUUACCGAUGCACGUACCGAUCAGUUCUAGGCUGCUGGGCGACGAAGCAAGUGCAGCGCUCGGACGAGGAUCCGACGGUAUUCGAGGUCACGUACAAAGGGGAACACACUUGCAGCUACCCAGCUGGCGAAGUUCCGGAGCCGCCGUCGUCACUAGAAAAACCAGAAAUGCAACAAAAUCAGGCACUAAUGAACUUAAAAACUAAUCUGAGAGUAAGUACGGAUACCUUCGAUGCUCAGGAGAUGACGCCGACUCUAUUCUCGUUCCCGCACGUAAGCCACGAUGUCGACAGCUAUUACUUCCCAAUCAGCAACCUCGACGAGAGUCGGUUGGGCAGUAAUUCGCCGCUGUUUAUAUCUCCAGCCACGUCAGAGUCGAAAUACUUACUUCCCACGACCUACGAAAUGAGUUCUAUGGGGGUGGGGGGUCACAAUUAUCAGCAUUCCGACUGCGAGAUAAUAUCUGCCAAUGCAUCGACAACAAAUUCCCCAAUCGGAGGCACAGAGUUCCAGCUCGAUCUUGCGGAUCUGGAUCCCGGCUUUCCAUUUAACACGGCAGGAUUCUUCUCGUAGUCGCAACAAAUAAAGAUCAUAAAACAGAAUAGUUCUACUGCAUUUAACGUAGGAUUCAAUAAUGUAUCUACUAGCAAGAUUUAUGAUGUAUUCUUUCUAUUCGCAUGAACAAACAUCCAAAUCUAUUCAUUUGUUCCCAA